CCAAAUGACAAGCACUAAACGAAUGACCAGAAACAUAAAACAUAUGAAUUUUUAAGUGAGUAAACAAAAUUGGUACGAAAAAGAUCAGUUGAAAAAAAAAAUGGAUGAAUUUUUGGUGCUUGACAGUCAGUUCAUAAAUGUUGAAGUGGAAGAAUGUCAAAACUUCAAUUGUAUCAUUUGCAAGCGUGUAUUUCUAACGAGAAAGGAGCGAAAUGAAUGCUUGGAGACACAUUUACUUCGUACAAAUUGUAAGAGUUGUAAGAAGCUGGUGAUUGUAAUUGGAGGCUUAGAAUUGGAACUACAUCGUCCAACACAUUGUGAACAAAUUGAUUCGUCGCAAGAGGAUGUAUUCGACGACGAUUAUGUGAUGGAUAAUGAAGAUAACUUACACGAUAACAUUGAUGAUAAAUUCAGUAUCGAAAGCGAUAAGGUGAAGGAAGCUUUGGCUGAGAAUAAUUUGACUAUUGAGUCAUUUAAGGAACCAAUAGAACACAAAAUCGUGGUAGAGCCUUCUACCGAAGUGCCUAGUGAAGUGGCCGAUGAAACAAAAGAGAAGAGAAGGAGAUCGUUGCGGAAGAGAGCUAUAAUCGAAAAACAAGAUUCGGAAAUCGAAAGUUCCGAGAAUACAAAAAAGCGCUCAAUCUAUGCAGAAAAUUCUAAUGACGAAUCUAGUGAAUUAGUUCAUAAAGUAGAGGAGACAAAAAAGAGAUCGGUGCGAAAACGAAAACGAAAAUCUACCAAAAAAAGGACAAGAUCCAGAAAAAACAAAGUCCGAAAUUCUUUAAAAUGCGAUGAUAAUGAUGCCGAUUCGAAAACCGAACAGAGUGAGAGUGAAGAUGAAUUUCUCAAGGAAAUGAAGAAAUCAAGAAAAAAACUACCAAAAAACGUUCCAUGUACCAUGUGUCCAUUAAAGUUCGGAACAGAGCGCACCUUGAAGAUUCACAUGAACAAAAAGCACGGAAUCAAAGAGCGAUAUAUCUGUUCAAUAUGUGAUCGAGAGUUUAAAAUUAGCGGAAAUUUAAAACAGCACAUGGAAACACAUACUGACUACCAUCGAUUCAUUUGUACUUACUGUGGCAAAGGCUUUCAUUUGCCAUUUAACAUGAAAGAGCACAUGAACUCACAUACGGGAGUCCGUCCGUAUAAAUGUGAAACUUGCGGUAAAUUUUUCGGCAGGACAAGUCAUUUGGCGGCCCACCAGAGGAUUCACACCGGCGAGAAACCGUAUAAAUGUAAUAUUGAAAAUUGUGUUCGAGUAUAUGCCUACAAGACGGAUCUAAAGAGACAUCAAAGAGCAGUUCAUGGCAUCAUCGAUAAAACGUUUCCCUGUCCGAUUUGUGGAAAGAUCUUCUAUGAAAACAAAUAUCUUACGAAGCAUCUCAAAGUUCAUUAGGAUGAUUACUAACGCGCUUAUUUCUCACAAACCCACUCCAAGAGAGUUCAAUUACAUUUAUGUUUGUUUCAUAUGAUAUUACAAUUCGAUCCUUGCACGGGAUUCGAAUUAAAAUUGUUUUUAUAUCUCAAUACUGAUGACCAUAAAUGUUAUUGAUAUUUUUUUUUAUAAAAGAUUUUAUAAAAUAAAACAAA
This is a messenger RNA of Contarinia nasturtii (swede midge), 1587 nucleotides long. Its product is annotated as zinc finger protein 652-like. Gene Ontology annotation, molecular function: RNA polymerase II cis-regulatory region sequence-specific DNA binding; DNA-binding transcription factor activity, RNA polymerase II-specific. The transcript is spliced from 4 exons. The record is from RefSeq and is a predicted model, not a curated record. Bases 101 to 1393 code for a protein of 430 amino acids. Lineage: Eukaryota; Metazoa; Arthropoda; Insecta; Diptera; Cecidomyiidae. Gene Ontology annotation, biological process: regulation of DNA-templated transcription.